AGCUGCAGCUGGGCUCUCUUGGCAGUCACCAUGAGGGCGCUGGUCCUGCUCUGCUGCUUUGUGGCGUCGCUCCUGCUCCCGGGACAAGCAGAACUGCAAGUUUCUGCCUCGGGUGGCACAGAAGAUGUUGGCAAUGUGUUGGAGAACCCUUUCCCCGCGGGAGAUGCAAGUCUAGAGGAGAAGGAGAGGGGACUUUAUGCAGAGGCAGCCCCCCGAGACCAGAGUCGGCUCCUUCACUACCCGGACGGCGGGGAGGCCCAGAGCCCCGAGAAGACGGCCGCACCCACCGGCCCAGGCUCUGACCCCGAAGCUAGCCUCUCCAACGCCUCGGCAGCAGAGCUGGUGGCCCCCGGGGAGGAAGAAGUUGGCCCACCCAGCCCGGGGCCCCUUCCUCCAGGAGGGGACGACACUCCCAGGGCGGUGGGCAGGCCAGAGGUCAGUUCAGGAGAGGGUCCCCCGGAGGAGGCAGCCGGCCUGGGGCUCCCCGCAGAGGGGUCCACCAUGGAAGAGGCCAUAGGACUGGCUGGGAGUCACAUGGUCCCUGAGGAAGACACAGAGGUCCCACGGGACAGCCCUGAGGGGGGAGCAGCUUCAUGGACCCCAGAGCCUGGAGCCACUGGGGUUUCUGCUAGCACUGAGGUGGAGGGGCCCCCUGGCCUCCAGCCCAGAGGUGACCAGGACAGUCCUGGGUCCAAGAAGGGGCUGGAGGUGCCAGAUGGAGCUGUGGACAUGGACACAGAUGUUGGGGAGCAGCCUGGGGUCCCCAGGGAGCCCAACUUCAGUCUAGCCACAGAAGCUGAUAUGGAGACAGAAGACGUGCAGAACACUGAGGUGGGGGGUACCCAGGAGGACACCCCUGUGGAGGACCGUGCAUCAGGGGUGUCCUUGGAGGACCAGGACGCAGCAUCCUCUGAGGAGGAUACUGAUCUCAGCGGAGUGGAGGAGGAGGACAGUGGAGAUGGGGUCAGCUCUGAAGAAGCAGGAGAAACCUCUCAAGAGUCGGGGGAACCCUCCAAGGAAGAAUCCUCCAUAGAGACUAGGGAACCCCGGCAAGUUGGAGAUCCCAUUCAGGAAGUGGGGGAAUCCCAGGAGUCUGGGAAACCCCAGGGAACCCAGGAACUUGUAGACUCUGCUCAAGAAGUGGGGGGACCCCAGGAAGUUGGAGAACCCUCUGAGGAAGCUGGUCAGCUCUCCAAGGAAACUGGGGAACCCCAGGAAGCAGGAAGCAUGAGCCCUGGGGAUGGGGAGACUCCUGUCAACAUCGUGGCUGAGGAUGAGGCUGGGCUUGCUGAGGCAGAGGAUGAGGCCGGGCUUGCUGAGGCAGAGAAGUCCAAGGAGGGGCCUCAGGAAGAGGCCGAGGAUGUAAGCGAAGACGCCCCACUGAGGGACCGCUCCCACAUUGAGACCACACUGAUGCUGACUGAGGACAAGCCCUCCGAUGACUACUCAGCGGUGCUGCAGCGGCUGCGGAAGAUCUACCACUCGUCCAUCAAGCCGCUGGAGCAGUCCUACAAGUACAACGAGCUCCGGCAGCACGAGAUCACAGAUGGGGAGAUCACGUCCAAGCCCAUGGUGCUGUUCCUGGGGCCAUGGAGUGUCGGCAAGUCCACAAUGAUAAACUACCUCCUUGGCUUGGAAAACACUCGCUACCAGCUCUACACAGGUGCUGAGCCCACCACCUCUGAGUUCACGGUCCUCAUGCACGGGCCCAAGCUGAAAACCAUCGAGGGUAUCGUCAUGGCUGCGGACAGCGCCCGCUCCUUCUCGCCCCUGGAGAAGUUUGGCCAGAACUUUCUGGAAAAGCUGAUUGGAAUUGAGGUGCCCCACAAGCUUCUGGAGCGGGUCACUUUUGUGGACACACCAGGCAUCAUUGAGAACCGCAAGCAGCAGGAACGAGGGUACCCCUUCAAUGAUGUGUGCCAGUGGUUCAUCGACAGAGCCGACCUCAUCUUUGUGGUCUUUGACCCGACCAAACUGGAUGUGGGGCUGGAGCUGGAGACACUCUUCCGCCAGCUGAAGGGGCGUGAGUCCCAGAUCCGAAUCAUCCUCAACAAGGCGGACAAUCUGGCCACGCAGAUGCUCAUGCGGGUCUACGGUGCCCUGUUCUGGAGCCUGGCCCCCCUCAUCAAUGUCACAGAGCCCCCCAGGGUGUAUGUCAGCUCCUUUUGGCCCCAGGAAUACAGGGCUGACACCCACUGGGAUCUGUUUCUCAAGGAAGAGAUCUCCCUGCUGGAAGACUUGAACCAGGUCAUCGAGAACAGGCUGGAGAACAAGAUCGCCUUCAUCCGCCAGCACGCCAUCCGGGUCCGCAUCCACGCCCUCUUGGUGGACCGAUACCUGCAGACGUACAAGGACAAGAUGACCUUCUUCAGCGACGGAGAGAUGGUCUUCAAGGACAUUGUGGAAGACCCCGACAAGUUCUACAUCUUCAAAACCAUCCUGGCCAAGACCAAUGUCAGCAAGUUCGACCUCCCCAACCGCGAGGCCUACAAGGACUUCUUUGGCAUCAACCCCAUCCAUAGCUUCAAGCUCCUUUCCCAGCAGUGUUCCUACAUGGGGGGCUGCUUCCUGGAGAAGAUCGAGCGGGCCAUCACCCAGGAGCUGCCCAGCCUCCUGGGGAGCCUCGGGCUCGGAAAGAACCCUGGUUCUCCCAGCUGUGACAAAACAGGGUGUAGCGAAACCCCCAAGAAUCGCUAUAAGAAACACUAGGUGGGCGUGUGGCCACUCUUGGGUUCCUGUUGGUGAAUGAGCUUGUGUCCUGACUGUUGGAGAAGUCCUGGUUUAUUAACCCUUUGAGCCACAUGGGAAAGGAGCCUGGAGCAUUGGAGCCAGUGGGGGCAGGGAGGUGGAGAAACUGAAUUCCCACUUUGUUCCUGUGUGGGCUUCGGUGCAGGGGUGCUGAUUGGGGCACCAGGUCAGGUAACCCCACCUGCUUUUCCUGGGUCCUCUCUCAGAGGGACAGAGAGUAGCUUGGUUCCAGUGGACACUGGACUAAUGGGCACCCAGUGAGCUGGAAGCUGCUGAGCUUGCUUUCUCUCCCAUGAGCUGGGAAAAUAGAGAAGGCUGGAGCUCAGCAGGACUGCCCGGCCUUUGUGGCUCCUCCUCCACCCCCCACCCCCCACAAGUCUGUGUGUGCCCAGUCUGGCUGCCUCUUUAUUUUGGUUCACUCUCAACAGAGGGGCCAGUUUUUCUGGUCUGAAUGAACCUGGGUUCUGAGCCUGUCCCCAGCCACCCCAACCCCCAUUUCCCUAGGGGAGGGUGGAGUGGAGAAUGGUUUGGGAUGCCAGAGCCCUCAGAGCAGAGUUCCCAGGCCAGGAGCAGCCUCUGCCCCACAACCCCCAGGCCAUUUUCCCCAAGGAGUCUUUCAAGCCAGCCGGGAAGCUCAGUCCCUUUGUAGCCCUCCAGGGAAGGGUGAGUGGACUCAGGUCAUUGAGUUCUUGGAAGUGACUUCAGAGGAAGCACCAGAAGGGCUCAGAGGGUUAAUUGGUUUGCAGUGUGUCUUUGUCUAUUGCAUGUCUUGGAAAACUCAGACCCCAAAGGUGCUGGGUUUGGGGGGACAAUGGAGGCUGCUUGCCUUGUCACCAUUUAAGAGGAGGGGCCCCUGAGACUUCACUGUGGAAGCACUCUCGGCAGGAGGAGCCCCUUCCUGGUUUUCAUCAAUGUGCCUUUUCCCCUUCCUUUCUUCUCCAUUCCCUGAUGUGCUGACUUAAAGCUUGGAGCAGUCUCCCAGGAGUCAGAACCAGCACCAGUCCCUUGGUGUCAUGGUGACCGGGCUCAGUUUGGCACCUGAACUGGACACUGUGGUCCACUGACACACUGCAAGAAAACCAGGGCCUCCAGAUACCGACGAGUGUGCAUAUGUGUGUGUUUCAUUGUCCAAGAGAGAUUAGGGAGAUAGCAGAUACCAGAGGGCACAGAGAAAGGGCUUGCCGUGGGAUUCUUGGUGCAAGGUCACCUUAGAGGGUGGUGAAUGGGGGGUCAGGGAGAGCAGGAAGACUUUGGGGGAGGGAAGAAGCCUUUGAUGAAAAGUGGGUGGGUGGACUGUUUGCAAAUCAGAGAGUCCUACCCAGGGCUGCCCAGAGGAGCUCCUCCCUGGAGAACUAGCCUCUCCUGGGACCAAGCUGUCCCAGAGACUUAACCAUAGGGCAUGACCAGGAGCCUCCGGCGCCGGAAGUUACUCUGCAAUAGAAGGACAGUGAAUGAAGACGGCAGAGGGAAGGGCACUCUGAGCAUGGAUUAGGUGGUAGAAACUAACUGUGAUCAGGCCAGGUCCAUGCAGACGAUGGUGAGUUUGGAAUUCCUGUCUGUAUCAGCAGCACUCGGUACUCUGCAGAGAGACUGGUGCUUUGGGCUUUGUGGAGAGCCUGUGGGAAGCCCAGAGGCUCCUAAUUGUCCCAGACACAGUCCUAAGGACAGAGCCAACCAGAAGGUUUGAAAAGGGGGUGCUAAGGGCACCCCAGGAACUCGGUGACCAGGGCUGAGUAUGCUACAGUCUCUUCUGGGCUUUCCUGUUCACUGACACCAAGCCCAGAAGACACCAAGCCUGCCUCCUCUGCCUGUCACCUGCUCUUCAGUGUCCUUGAUGCCAUGGGCCACACUGGAGGAUCUGGCUUUUCUGAGCUGGAGGAAGCAGGAGGUGCAGAGCUGUGUGGGCAUCAGCCUGGGUAUUGAUGCCACCUUGCUUUGGAGGAAGUGGGUGGACGCGGCUAAAUAAGCCCACACUGUCUUGACAUUUUCAGGGGUCUGGAUUAUCAGUGGCCCCGUCUUCCCUGCUCAGACUUUUCUUGUCUGUUUUCCUUACUUUCUCCUGUCUAUCCAUCUGCCCAAAGACUUCUCAGUCAACCAUGGAGGCAGAUUUCAAACAGAAUUCAGGCUGUCUAAGGGUUGGGUGGGAACCAAGGAGGGGGGUUAGGAUCCAGAUCCCCCCAAGAGAAAUAUCUGUAUUUGUGUCCAGAAAGUAGCUGUUUCUCUCCAAACUGGAAUUUUUCCAGGGUUCUUUCUAUUCUGAUUCCACCAGGGAGAAAGUCUCAAUAAAGUUCCAAUCUCUCUGCAACACUU
Erinaceus europaeus (western European hedgehog) is the source of this 5058-nucleotide messenger RNA. RefSeq names its product sarcalumenin (gene SRL). Gene Ontology annotation, molecular function: GTP binding. The transcript is spliced from 7 exons. The record is from RefSeq and is a predicted model, not a curated record. NCBI's taxonomy places the organism in Eukaryota, Metazoa, Chordata, Mammalia, Eulipotyphla, Erinaceidae. The coding region runs from base 31 to 2709 and encodes 892 amino acids.